AUGUUAAACAAACUGAUCAAGAAACAAGUCAAGGACACUACUGGAAAAAAUUGGUUUGAUAUGCCUGCUCAAACCAUGACACCGGAGUUGAAAAAAGAUCUACAGCUUCUGAAGUUGAGGGGUGCCCUAGAUCCGAAGAGGCACUAUAAGAAGGGUGAUUCUAAAUCCAAAACACUGCCCAAGUAUUUCCAGGUGGGCACUGUGAUAGAGUCGGCAACGGAGUUUUUCUCUGGUAGACUUACUAGAAAGGAGAGAAAGGCAACCCUUGCUGAUGAGCUGCUUGCUGAUAGUACCCUUGGUGAUUAUAGAAAACGCAAGGUUCGAGAGAUUGAAGAGGCAAACCGGCCUGCUGGGGUGGACAAGUGGAAGAGAAGCAAGUCAAAGAAGCAUGCGAAGGGCAGGAAAAAGGUGUAA
Molecule: messenger RNA, 414 nt
Organism: Striga hermonthica
Lineage: Eukaryota; Viridiplantae; Streptophyta; Magnoliopsida; Lamiales; Orobanchaceae
Source: the annotation of a GenBank genome assembly